Sphaeroforma arctica JP610 is the source of this 2724-nucleotide messenger RNA. RefSeq lists its product as hypothetical. The coding region runs from base 189 to 2189 and encodes 666 amino acids. NCBI's taxonomy places the organism in Eukaryota, Ichthyosporea, Ichthyophonida. The transcript has 3 exons. The record is from RefSeq and is a predicted model, not a curated record. Gene Ontology annotation, cellular component: plasma membrane. Gene Ontology annotation, biological process: nitrogen compound transport. Gene Ontology annotation, molecular function: transmembrane transporter activity.
GACCUCAGUAGCUGUAGCCAGUUCACAAAAAUCUAAAUGGUUUGAAACGCACUGUCGUCCAAAUUAGUAGAACGUCUUAUAAAAAAAUAGGAAGCUGAAAACACACGCUACGUCCCAGGCGAGCAGGUAGUUGCAAUCACGACUAUUAAGUAUACCGCAUAAGGCACCUCGAAGUGUAUUUGAGCAAAAUGGAAUCUAAACAGGAAUUGACCAAGCAGAAUUCGUCUGUUAGUCUCGCGUCGGGAGGUCGAUCGGCCGAAGACAUAGACGACGACAACGACGAUGGGAUGGAAGUCAAGAGCGAAAAGGAGAACACCUCCAGGUCAUUUUGGCGGGGAUAUAGCUCCACUGAGGAUAUCAUCGGCAUGGCCGAGGAAGAUAUUCCCACUGAUUACACAUCGGAACUGCCUGACAGCCUUGAUCGCAAAGGAUUGAGGUGGUUGGACUACAUCUGCUUUGGGGUGACUGUGCCCUCCCUCGUGUUUUGCAUCAUAUUCGUGCUGCUAUUUGCUGUCCUCCCGAGUGAUAUGCAGAAGGCAUGCAGUUCUGCGCUGACAUGGAUUGGAAGCAACUUAGGCUGGUUCUACGUGUUGGUAGUGGCGCUUACGGUGUUAACUCUAACGUACCUAUUGUUCUCCAUAUAUGGAGAUAUCGUCCUGGGAGAUGAUGAUGAUGUGCCUGAGUUCUCGACUGGAUCGUGGCUGGCCAUGUUAUUCAGUGCAGGCAUGGGUGUUGGCAUGGUGUUCUACGGUGUGGGUGAGCCUCUGUCGUACUAUGUGGAUCCGCCAAUUAGUUAUUACUCUGGACCUAUGCAAUGGGCUGUACCGACCACCUUGUUUCACUGGGGUAUAAGCGCGUGGUCUAUAUAUUGCGGACUGAGUCUUGCGUUGUCGUAUUUUACGCACCGCCUGAAAUUGCCACUGACCUUCCGAAGUGCCAUGUACCCGUUGCUGGGUCGAUUCACCGCAGGGUGGCCGGGACAUAUCAUAGAUACUGUAGCUGUCUUCGGCACUAUCGGUGGACUGUGCACUUCACUAGGACUCGGUGUGAUCAAUAUUAUUGGUGGACUAGAUUAUGUAUUUGAUAUCAAGAAUGGUGACCCCACCGAUGAUAUGGCGUGGUUACAGGUAGUUAUUGUACUGAUAACAACAGUGCUAGCCUGCAUAUCGAUCACUACAGGUCUCAGCACUGGUGUGCGAAUUCUGUCAAACACAAAUGCGGUUAUCGCAUUGUUCCUGUGCUUCCUGAUCUUCGUUCUGUGUGAUCCCAUCAGACUGUUGCGGUGCACAGUCGAGAAUCUGGGUCUCUAUGUCGAGACAUUGAUUCAUCGCACAUGGCGUACAGGUUCGUUGAGUGAGCAUGAAAUGAACUGGAUGACUAGUUGGACCGUGUUCUAUUGGGGCUGGUUCUUCUCCUGGGCACCCUUUGUGUCCAUUUUUAUUGCGCGGAUCUCCAAGGGCCGCACAAUCCGACAGUUCAUUGUGUUUGUGCUCGGUGCCCCUACCAUGGCUUCCGUUGUCUGGUUCACUGUGAUGGGGCAGGCGGCAAUCGACACACUGGACGAUCAAAUUUUAGCAGGCGCUGACCACCUAAACCCGCCCGUGGAUACCAUCUACGAAUUGGGUAUUGAGGCCCAGAUUUACGGUCUGCUGAAGGAAAUUUGCCCUGAAUGGUUGUACUACACCUUGUCGGUCGUCACGAUGAUUCUGCUACUAGUGUUCUUUGUCACUUCGUCUGAUUCCGGAACUCUUGUAAUCGACACCAUGGCGUGCGGUGGUCAAGUGGGAUCGCCAAGAAUCCUCAAGUGUGUCUGGUGCGUUGCAACCAACGCAUGUGCGCUAGUACUGCUUAUCUCUGGAGGGUCGGAUGCGCUGGUGGGAUUACAGGCCUGCAGUGUGAUCAUUGGGUUGCCGGUUUCUGUUGCGUACAUCUUCAUCAUACUUGGGUUGCUCGCAGGACUUGCGCGCGAUCCCUUCAUCUUGUCGCAGCCCGCGCCAAUUGGCAACGGCAAGCCAAUCUACGGCCACUUCACGUACCGCGAUGUAUGGACUGACCAGGACGGCAUAGAUGAAAAGGGGCACCCCAGACGCGCGACUGUAGCGAUUGCACAUAUGCGCCGGUCCUUCGUCUCGUCUCUCAAUCCAAAAGCUAUGAGUGGCAACGAUUUGACUGCAAGAGCCUCUCAUUGAGGGGCGACUCAUUAUGCAUAUGAAGUAGCUUUGCAGGGAAUGCGUGGGUGCGGCAUUUGCGGAGGUAACAUUGCUGAAAGCCUCACGCGAAGGGAAUGUGUAGGUACUGCGAGUACUGUAGUAUGAAUUUAUGUGAGUAUCACUAGUAUCAUUUACGUGCCGUUCAUGCAGGCAUCCGUAGUAAAUAUGGACACCAAAUAUCGUGUCGGAAAUUAACGCUGUUAGAAAAUGAAAGGCAUAGAAAUUUUCUUGUAUGUAUACGAGUAGGGCAAGACGCGUAUAUUAUUAGAAGCAGAUCGUGACGGUCUGGUCUCAUUAAAAUCGGUUGAACCAAAUUUUGGUGGUUUUAGUCUCGUGUUAAUCGAUCUCAUCCAACGCUCUAUUAUAUGGGGCAUUAGGGUUUUGAUACAGCUGAUCCGUAGUCUACACAAUGCUCGUGCCUCUUUUUAUGUCAUGCUUGUGCGCUUCUCGGCUUGAGCACAAAUGUACCGCAUAUCAGCUCUGGCGCAUAUAGAAUUACGUCUUAAUGUCUGUG